Molecule: messenger RNA, 1266 nt
Organism: Mercenaria mercenaria
Lineage: Eukaryota; Metazoa; Mollusca; Bivalvia; Venerida; Veneridae
Product: neuronal acetylcholine receptor subunit alpha-6-like
Exons: 1
Coding region: 1-1266 (421 amino acids)
Biological process (GO): nervous system process; signal transduction; chemical synaptic transmission
Cellular component (GO): synapse; neuron projection; membrane
Molecular function (GO): neurotransmitter receptor activity; extracellular ligand-gated monoatomic ion channel activity; transmembrane signaling receptor activity
Source: RefSeq, a predicted model, not a curated record
AUGUCACGUACAUAUUUUGCUGGUUUUAUCCUAACAGUUGUCGCUCUUGUUGAAGGACAAACAAUUGAUGAUGUAACGCUGUUACACAAUAAAUUGUUGUCUGGCUACAACAAAUACGUCAGACCAUCUACUGACCAAUUCAAACAUGUCGACGUUAACUUCACGUUUGAUCUCGUGUCAAUAAGAGACCUCGACGAGAUCAUGGAAAAACUAUCGAUCGUUGGAAUACUAUGGAUGUUCUGGGAAGAACCAAGAAUGAACUGGAAUCCCAUAGACUACAACAACACUUUCAUGACAAGAAUUUCUAUGCAGGAAGUUUGGAAACCAGAUAUGGUAAUAGCCCACCCCAUUGGCUCUACAAAGGCGGUUGGUUCCGAUCACAGCUGGUAUUCGGUAAGAUAUCAGUACAAUGGGAUGGCCGUAUGGGCACCAAGUGAUGUGAUGACAACAACGUGUAACAUAGACGUAACGUAUUACCCUUUCGAUAAACAAAAAUGUGAGAUAAGUUUCAUUCCUUGGGGAUCUGUCAUUACAGAAAUGAACCUGCACGUUGUUCAAAGAGAGGUUUCUAGAAAAUACUUUACUGAAAAUGGGGAAUGGGCUCUUGAGAAGGCAACAACAACCACCGGACUACAUGAGGGGAUAUAUCCGACAUACAUUGUUGAGCUCGAGUUGACAAGGAGACCAACUUUUGUUAUCGUCAAUGUUAUUUUACCAAUUCUCUUUAUGGGACUCUUAAAUGUGCUUGUUUUCUUCUUACCAACAAAGUCCGGAGAGCGUGUUUCGUUCGCCAUGACAGUUUUGCUUGCAAUUGCCGUAUUCCUUACACUUGUCGGUGACAACAUGCCGAAAACAUCGCAGCCUAUGUCGACAAUUUGCUACUUUCUGCUGACAAAUCUUGUCCUGAGCUCCCUGAUAAUGAUCGUAACGAUUUUAAAUUUGAAUCUGUACCACAGAGACGACAACCUUGUAGUGCCAGAAUGGUUGGAGAACGUGGUACGUAUAUUAAAGUGCAAUCGACUACCCAGACGUACAAAAGUUGAAAACCUCAAGGAAGAUGAUGACGGGAACAAAAAAGAACAUCUGGAGAAUGUGGAUACAGUUAAAUGGGCAUUGCCAGCUUAUACGGAACGUAUAACAUGGCGUGAUGUUAGCAAAGCCGUGGACAUGGUAUUUGGUGGAGCUGCCAUAUUAUGGUUGUUGAUGACGACAUUGGCAUUUUUCAUAAUGGUAUCUACACAAAGAGUUCCUGGAGCAAAUAAAUGA